This is a messenger RNA of Cylas formicarius (sweet potato weevil), 2104 nucleotides long. Its product is annotated as gastrin/cholecystokinin type B receptor-like. The transcript is spliced from 7 exons. Gene Ontology annotation, molecular function: neuropeptide Y receptor activity; peptide binding. Gene Ontology annotation, cellular component: membrane. The record is from RefSeq and is a predicted model, not a curated record. Bases 251 to 1438 code for a protein of 395 amino acids. NCBI's taxonomy places the organism in Eukaryota, Metazoa, Arthropoda, Insecta, Coleoptera, Brentidae. Gene Ontology annotation, biological process: G protein-coupled receptor signaling pathway.
CGUCAAUCAUAUGAACAUCGCAUCCAGACGCGCAGCGUCUAGUUAAUCCGGAGUUCGGUGAGAUUUUGACGUCGAUUUAUUUGAAAGUGUUGAACGUAUUUAACCACAAAAUAUUGCCGUAACAAAGACGAAGGACAGAUUAAUAAGAGAAACUCCAAGCUUAUUGAUAAUGGCGCUGUUUCCUACAGAGUAUUAUAACCGAACGAGAAAAAAUUAUUGAGAAACCACCAAAUAGGAAAUUGGAAGGACUAUGGAUGACUAUCUAACCGAUUAUGACGAUAUUGAUUCUCAUUCGAUAUUCGAUUGGGCAGAAUUGAUACCCACGCUAUUCGUAUAUGGCUUCAGUUUUAUUUUGGGCCUGACUGGAAAUUGUUUAAUCAUAUUUACAACGUUUCGUUACAGAAGAAUGCAAAGCGUCACGAACAUGUUUCUGUCUAGUUUGGCAUCGUCAGAUUUGUUGUUGAUCAUAUUCUGCAUACCGGUGAAGGUAGCCAAAUUAUUUUCAUAUACUUGGACUAUGGGUGUAGUCCUAUGUAAAAGUGUCCACUAUAUGCAAAACGUAUCUGCGAUAUGUUCCGUAUUAACUUUGACAGCCAUAAGUAUCGAAAGGUAUUAUGCCAUUGUUCACCCAAUGAAAGCAAAAUAUGUAUGUACUCGAAGUCAAGCUAAGCGAAUCAUAUUUUUCAUAUGGUUGGUAUCAAUUUUGUUUGCUUUUCCCACCAUACUCGUCCAGAUUCAAAUGCCUGUGGGCAAAAACAGCGAAUACCGUUGGUGCGUGAGAGAUUGGGGUAACAAAGUACUGUGGAGAUUCCACGAACUUUACAUGAUGAUCUUAAUUUUAUUAUUUCCAUUUUUCAUAAUGACGUAUUCUUAUGCACGAAUUUGCUGUGAAGUGUGGAAACUAAUGGAACGGCGUUGCGACAUGGUCAGGGAACGAAUAAUCGAGAGCAAAAAACCACCGGAACAAUUAGAGGAAUCAUCUGUCGAUCCGGAUCACGUGGUCAAAAGCAAAAUAUCGCGAGUGAAGAAUUUUCGCGACGACACCAUUAUGGUCAAACAAGUUAUCUACAUGUUGGUUACGGUAGUGACGUUAUUUGCGAUUUGUUGGUCGCCACUUCUAGUGGACAACAUUUUGAACGCUUAUGAUAUAUUAUGUCCCGAAAGAACCGGCGCUUUAAAGUAUAUGUCAAGCGCAUUCCAUUUAAUGGCGUAUUUCAACAGUUGCGUCAACCCGAUCAUUUACGGUUUCAUGUCCAAAAGCUUCAGGGAAAGUUUCAUGCUGGCACUAUGCUGUACAUCAGAUGCCCACGUGCGUAUGCGCAGGGGUGGGAGCAACUACAGUAUCAAAUAUAUAUCUAGGAACGGGUCCCAAACAAGAACUACCGACCUCAAGAGGCAGGAGUCGUCACUGCUGGUAAAUGCAACCAAGAACACAUGAAUAGUAGGUACGUCAAAAAUACUGCCGAUACAGAUUUUUGACUUGUCUGAUAACAAACAGUUAGCUACGUUUAUUUAUUACCAGAGUCGUCGUCUACUAAUAUUUGUGUGAUAUCAUUAUCAAAAUAAUAAUCCAAAAAACGUUUAAGUAUGAAUUUUGGAAAGUCAAAAUCAAAAUCUUGCUACUUUUACUUAUUUUUAUGGUCGGUAAGUCGGUAGAGGUCUUGGAUUGGUCUGAUAACAAAACUUUAUCAAUAGGCUAAGUGUAUUUAUUGUUAUAGUCGUUGUUUACUAUAGUACACGUACAUGUGAUAAUUCCCAGAAAAUUAUGUAUUUGGGAAAAUAGGAACCUUGCAUUUUUUUACAAAAAAUAAUAUAUGUAUAUAUACAUACAUACAUAUGCACCCGUUUUUAAGAGAGAUUAUGUGAUUAAAUAUAAUUUAUAUGAGAUACAAUUAUCAAAAUAAUGGUAGAGUUUAUUAUUUUGGUAAUAGGUAUAUAGAUUUUUUAUUGUCUAAUAUCAAACUGUUGCAUAAGUUUACUAAUUGUAAAAUUUGUUGUCAAAAUACAUGUGAUACAAUAUCCAAAAUAAUCGAGAAAUGUUGCAAUUUAUUAUACAAAGAAAUUAAAUUAUUAUUAUUAUUAUUAUUACAAUUAAGACUGACAA